AUGGCCGCGUUGUUGCUUGGCUUGGCAAUGGCGGCAAUGGCGGCACCAGGGAGCUCAGCAGAGCGAUCCUCUCCAUCAUGGCUGCGGAUCUCUUCCCCCCAGGCCUCUUCCACUGCCUAUCUCGCUCCUCUUGCUGUCUCGUCCCGUCACGGACUCCUGCGAUUGAAAGGCGGCAGCGAGCAAGAGAGUCCUUUUCCCCCGUUGAAGAUCGCCAACAUCGCCAAGUUCAACAACUGGGAUCAUCGAGAAUGCUCUGUGGAGAACGCGGAGGAGUGGAGAAACUUCAUGAGUGACUUUCUCAAGAAGAACACAGGGAUCGGAGAAAAGAUUCCCAAGAAGAUCCAUCAGAUCUGGAUCGGUCCCAAGCAACCUCCGAUCGUCUGGCUGGACACCUGGAGGAAGAAGUACAGGUCACACUAUCCGGGCUGGGAGUACAAGCUCUGGACAGACCAGGAAGUAGCUGAGCUCCAGCUGAGAACGCAGGACCUCUAUGACAGCGAGCGGAUGUAUCAGUGCAAGGCUGACCUGCUGCGGCUGGAGAUUCUGUGGAGAGAAGGAGGAAUCUACAUUGACGCGGACAUGGUGUGGCUGCAGAAGGACCUUCAGGACGUGCUCGAUGCCAGCAAGGACACAGGCUUCUUCUGCGGCUAUGAGCCAGACACCAAAGACAAGCCCUACUCCGUCAUCGGCAACAGCUUCAUCGCCUGCACCCCCAAGCAUCCACUGGUGGACAUGUUGAUCAAGUACAUCCAGGGAGUCUACCCGCACAAACGUCCUUAUCAUGGCGUCGAGUGGGUCACUGGACCUCUGGCCUUCACUAAGUGCAUCUCCCACACUCAGAUGCCGUGGACUGUUCCACCGCAGGUCUGGUUCUACCCCAAGUUCCACUACGUCCCGAACCCUGACGCCAUCAACCUCAAGGACUUUCCUCACUCCUACGCCUUUCAGUUCGGCUACACCUGCAGCGGCUUGCAGGGCUGGGUAGCCAACAGCAUCAGGCGUUGCACCCUCGACAACUUCUGGCUUGAUAAAUGUCCCCAGCUCAAGGAGCUCGAGUGGCCGCUCGGCAAGCUCGUUCCCCUCCCCGACGCUGGUUCAGCAGCUCCAGGAGCGAAGAUACCCAAGGUGAUCCAUCAGUUCGCCUUCCAGGGCAGCAAGCCGGAGCGAUGGAUCCAGAGCUGGGCGGAAGAGUUUUGCCGUCAGAACGAGGGCUGGACGUACAAGUGUUGGAGUAGCAUGCAGGAACUGAAAGGCGACUACUUCUGCUGUAACAUGUACACCGAUCAACCCUGGCAGAUGGACCAGACUGCCAUGCAGCUGCUGGCCUUAGAAGUUCUGUACAAGCAUGGAGGCUUCCACGUGCCUCUCAGUAUCCCAUACAGCAAGGAAAGCGCGUUCAAGGUUCUCGCGGGCGAUGUCAUGAUCGCUCCUUCUCUCGACCCCUCCGUCCCUCAGACUUGCUUCUCCCAAGAGUCCAUCGACAAAGGCUUCAUCGAGGUUGAGGGCCUUCGAAUCGUCGGCAGCGCGGCAGGAAGCAGCAAGUGUCUGGAGAACAUCAAGGAGCUGAUCAUGAUGAAGCGAGGCUCUAUGAGCCAGCGCUUCCUGGCCUACCCCGACUCGGUCUCUGCCUACCUUGACUUCCCCACCUGGACGAGGUUCCUGGGAGCUGAGGAGAUGUACGACUUGUGCGGGUCGAUGAUGUCGGAUAAGGCGAUUCUGAGCUGGAGCUAUGACACCAUGGUGCCAGCCUACGUUGUCUCGCGAGAUCAUCGAAGCAUCUUGAAGACGACGGAUCGUCGAUUUAUCGCCAUCACCAACCCUGAGAUCUUUUACUACAAGAACCUCUGCGACGAGAUCCCCAACUUCAUUCGCCAGAUGGACGAGCAGCAUGGCAGCAGCUGGAAGUUCAUCGUCCUCAUCAUCCAGUGGGAGGCUGAUGAGGACAAUCUCGCGCUCUACCAGGCCCCCAGCGGCGCCCUGCCUCCCUGCUCCCUCCCGGUCGGGCUGAUUGCGAAUCGUGACAGCGGAAAGUUUCUCCCGAGCCUCAACGUGGAGCAAGAGAACAUGGAGCUCAUCACAGGUGUGCUUAGCAAGUUCCACGAGCUCACAGUCGGCGUCGGCAGCCUCAAGUUCGUUCAUGAUCGGCAACUCGCCGCCAUCUACCGCGCGAUCCCUUCCAUCCAGCACGCGUUUAAGGUGCUGGCCAACCACGAGCCUCCCUUGGACCACGACGGGCAGGAGCGGAACGGCAACACGCUCAAGGCUAUGAAGAACGGGCAGGUGCGGUAUGAGCUGCAGGUCGAUCAGGAGCAUCGAGCAUCAUUCCGAGCCUUCAACGACGACGGGGGAAUGAACUGCGAGAUCAGGUUGCAGGAUGGGCACGCGGGGAAGCGCGUGGACUACGUCAAGGUUUUCUUCAACCACCAGCUGGUGUUGGAGAAGCAGAAUCAGCUCUGCUAG
Guillardia theta CCMP2712 is the source of this 2460-nucleotide messenger RNA. RefSeq lists its product as hypothetical. The record is from RefSeq and is a predicted model, not a curated record. NCBI's taxonomy places the organism in Eukaryota, Cryptophyceae, Pyrenomonadales, Geminigeraceae. Bases 1 to 2460 code for a protein of 819 amino acids. Gene Ontology annotation, biological process: mannosyl-inositol phosphorylceramide biosynthetic process. The transcript has 3 exons. Gene Ontology annotation, molecular function: mannosyltransferase activity.